Messenger RNA from Malassezia vespertilionis, 1137 nucleotides. RefSeq lists its product as uncharacterized. The transcript has a single exon. The record is from RefSeq and is a predicted model, not a curated record. The coding region runs from base 1 to 1137 and encodes 378 amino acids. Gene Ontology annotation, molecular function: oxidoreductase activity, acting on NAD(P)H. NCBI's taxonomy places the organism in Eukaryota, Fungi, Basidiomycota, Malasseziomycetes, Malasseziales, Malasseziaceae.
AUGGCCCAUGCACCCGCGCGGUUCCGUCAUUUGCAUCCCACCAUCAUCAUGUCUGCUCAAAUUCCCUCUACUAUGCAAGCCAUCGUUGUCGAAGGCAAAGGCCAAGCUUCUAUCAAGGAGGUGCCUACGCCGAAGCCUACUGAUGGCCAGGUGCUUGUCAAGAUCCACGACGUGGCCGUUAACCCCACUGACUGGAAGCACCUCGACUUUUUUGGCAAGGCCAAUACGAUCCUCGGCUCUGACUUUGCCGGCACGAUCGUGGCCAAGGCUCCCGAUGCCAACACCUCCCUCGAGAUUGGCACGCGCGUGUUCAGCAUGACCCACGGCGGCUUCUACGAAGGCGUCGGUGCCUAUGCACAGUACCUUGCCGUGCAUCCCAACGGCCUCUGCCCGCUGCCCAAGGAGCUCUCCGACGAGACUGCGGCGGGCCUGGGCAUCGGCACCUACACGGCCAUAUUUGGUCUUUUCCAGAAAGAGCACCUGGCACUCCCCAAGCUCGACCCAAACACCAAGACGCUCCCGCCCGUCGACGAGUCGAAAAAGAUUCUCGUCUGGUCCGGCGCUUCGAACGUCGGGCAGUACGUGAUACAGCUUGCGCGCGCUUUGGGCAUGUACGUCAUUGCCACCGCCUCGCCCCGCAACCAUGAAUGGCUCAAGUCGCUCGGCGCCUCUGCGACGUACAACUAUUCUGAUAACGGCGUUGCUGAGCUGAUCGGCAAGGAGCACCCUGGGAUCUGCUAUGCCUUUGAUGCGUACUCGGAGAACAAUUCUGCCACGCAGUGCCUUACUGCGAUGGACCACAGCAAGCCGGGCCGCUACCUCAGCGUGCUCAACCCUGGCCCCGAGGAGCACAAGGCGAACCCCAACGUGCAGAUGAGCUUUGUCCUCUUGUACACGCUCGAUGGCCGCGAGUUGGACCUGUUCGGUCUCAAGCGCUCCAAGGAGCAAUGCAUGCAGGACGUGCGCUACUUUGGCGAGCUGAACGCCGAGGAGUAUGUGCCGAAGCUGAUUAUGAACGGCAUCCUGAAGCCCGCGCCGCUCCACCUGCUCAAGGGUGGUCUCAGCGCCGUGCACGAGGGCUUGGAUCUCGUGCGCACGGGCAAAAACUCGGGCAAAAAGGUGGUGAUCCCUUUGUAA